This is a messenger RNA of Morus notabilis, 3751 nucleotides long. RefSeq names its product mitogen-activated protein kinase kinase kinase YODA. NCBI's taxonomy places the organism in Eukaryota, Viridiplantae, Streptophyta, Magnoliopsida, Rosales, Moraceae. The record is from RefSeq and is a predicted model, not a curated record. Bases 392 to 3091 code for a protein of 899 amino acids. Gene Ontology annotation, biological process: protein phosphorylation. The transcript has 12 exons. Gene Ontology annotation, molecular function: ATP binding; protein kinase activity.
UUGACUUUCUUCCUCUCUCUCUUCUCUCUCUUGCGAUUCUCUGAAAUCUCUGUAUUCAGAGAAUACAUGAAAAUCCAUUUAAAUCCAAUUUCUCACAUGUAUUUCUAGGGUUUCGAUUUUUGCCGAAUCUAGCUUCGCAGUUUCAUAAAUUAAAAUUACUCACUCAGAUUUGUGUUGGAUUCCGAAUGGACUCAGCUCCGAUUUCCCAGCUUCGAGUUCCUGCAAGGUUUUAUCUUACGUUGAAUUGAUGUUGGAACUCACUUAAAUGCCGAGCGUUGGUACUUGUGGCUUAGGACUGAAUUCUACUGGCUUGAAAGUUGUAUGAGCUUAAUAGCUUGUCAAGAAUUCCAUGUAAUGAGAUCCUUGCUUCUGUAAACCAUUACUAAUAAAUAUGCCGUCAUGGUGGGGGAAGUCGUCAUCCAAAGAAUCAAAGAAGAAGACAAGCAGCAAGGAAAGUUUCAUUGACACAUUGCACCGGAAAUUUAGGAUUCCUUCUGAUAAUAAAGUGGGCAGUAGAUCUGGAGGGUCUCGAAGACAUUGCAGUGACACGAUUUCUGAAAAGGGAUCUCGAUCUCCCGAAGAAUCUAGAUCUCCUUCACCUUCUAAACAUGUAGCUAGGUGUCAAAGUUUUGCUCAAAGAUCUAAUGCUCAACCACUUCCACUUCCUAGCCUACAUCCUGCAAGUGUUGGUCGUACAGAUUCUGGAAUUAACAUCUCAACAAAAACAAGAUGUGAAAAGGGCUCCAAGCCAUCACCGAUUCUGCUCCCAAAGCCUGUUUGCCUUCGUAGCAGGCCAAAUCCUACGGAUAUAGAUAGCGAUUUGGUUACUGCUUCAGUGUCUAGUGAGAGCUCCAUUGAUAGUGAUGAUCUAGCCGACUCACGUCAUCGUAGUCCUCAGGCAACUGAUUAUGACAAUGGAAAUAGAGCUGCUGCAGGAAGUCCGUCCAGUGCGAUGCUCAAGGAUCAACCCUCCAAUUUUUUCCAAAUAUGCUCACGAGAGGCCAAAAAGCCAGCUAACCUUCCUUUCGGUAAUCAUAUUUCACCUACGUCGCCCAAACAGAGGCCUUUGAGCAGCCAUGUGCCAAAUCUACUGGUUCCUUAUAAUGGUGCUUUCUGCAGUGCUCCGGACAGCUCCAUGUCAAGUCCUACUAGAAGUCCACUUAGAGCAUUUGGCUCUGAGCAGGUAGUGAACUCUGCCUUUUGGGCUGGGAAGCCAUAUCCAGAUGUUACUCUAGCUGGAUCUGGUCAUUGUUCAAGUCCCGGAUCCGGUCACAACUCUGGGCAUAAUUCUAUGGGAGGAGAUAUGCCCGCACAGUUUUUCUGGCAACAAAGCAGGGGUAGCCCCGAGUACUCUCCAGUACCUAGUCCUAGAAUGACUAGCCCUGGCCCAGGUUCCAGAAUUCAUAGCGGUACUGUCACGCCUAUCCACCCCAGAGCAGGAGGGAUGCCUGCUGAUUCUCAGACAAGCUGGCCUGAUGAUGGGAAACAACAAAGUCACCGUUUGCCUCUUCCUCCUGUUACAAUUUCUAAUCCUGCUCCUUUUUCUCAUUCAAAUUCGGCAGCAACAUCUCCUUCUGUGCCAAGAAGUCCGGGAAGAGCAGAGAAUCCGGCAAGUCCUGGUUCCCACUGGAAAAAGGGGAAGCUGCUUGGUAGAGGCACAUUUGGACAUGUUUAUGUUGGUUUCAACAGCGACAAUGGAGACAUGUGUGCAAUGAAGGAGGUUACGUUAUUUUCCGAUGAUGCAAAGUCUAAGGAAAGUGCUAAGCAAUUGAUGCAGGAAAUUGCCUUAUUAAGCCGUCUAAGGCACCCAAACAUUGUGCAGUAUUAUGGGUCCAAGACGAUCAGCGACAAAUUAUAUAUUUACCUGGAGUAUGUAUCUGGUGGCUCAAUCUAUAAACUUCUUCAAGAUUAUGGACAAUUCGGUGAGCUAGCAAUUCGUAGUUAUACUCAACAGAUCCUGUCAGGACUUGCAUAUUUACAUGCUAAGAAUACUGUUCACAGGGAUAUUAAAGGAGCAAAUAUACUAGUAGACCCAAAUGGCCGUAUUAAGUUGGCAGACUUUGGGAUGGCAAAGCAUAUCACCGGUCAGUCAUGUCCAUUAUCAUUCAAGGGCAGCCCUUACUGGAUGGCCCCUGAGGUUAUAAAGAAUUCAAAUGGCUGCAACCUUGCUGUGGAUAUCUGGAGCCUUGGAUGCACUGUUUUGGAAAUGGCUACUACAAAACCACCUUGGAGCCAGUAUGAAGGAGUUGCUGCCAUGUUUAAGAUUGGGAAUAGCAAGGAACUUCCAGCAAUUCCAGAUCACCUUUCACAGGAUGGGAAGGAUUUUGUAUGGAGAUGCUUACAACGAGAUCCACUUCAUCGUCCUGCAGCUGCUGAGCUUUUGGAUCACCCUUUUGUUAAAUAUGCUGCACCUUUGGAAAGACCUAUUUUGGGCUCCAUGCCCUCAGAGUCAUCCCCGGUGGUCACAAGCGGAGUAAAAGCUGUGGGAAUUGCGCAAACAAGAAACUUCUCCACGUUGGACUCAGAUAGACUUGCAGUUCAUUCCUCUAGAGUAUUGAAAACUAAUCCCCAUUCCAGUGAAAUUAACAUUCCACGGAACAUGUCAUGCCCUGUCUCACCCAUUGGUAGCCCUUUAUUGCACUCAAGGUCACCACAGCACCUAAAUGGAAGAAUGUCUCCUUCUCCUAUCUCUAGUCCACGGAAUACUUCAGGCUCAUCCACGCCUCUCACGGGUGGCAGUGGUGCCAUUCCCUUUAAUCAUCCGAAACAGUCAGUAAAUUUGCAGGAAGGUUUUGGAAGCAUGCCAAAGCCCUUGACCGGCCUCUAUGUUAAUGGCCCCUCUUACCAUGAUUCAAGUCCUGAUAUCUUCCGAGGGAUGCAACCAGGGUCUCAUGCUUUCUCGGAACUAGCAUCCCGUGAAAAUGAUGUUCCAGGAGUGCAAUUUGCCAGGACUGCCCAUGGAGAGUAUGAUGGACAGUCAGUGUUAGCUGAUCGCGUGUCUCGACAACUAUUGAGGGAUAAUGUCAGAAUGGGCCCGUCCUUGGACUUGAGUUCCAGCUCUCCUUUGCCUAGCCGAACAAAUUGCAUCUAACUUCACGCAUUUUUGUUGGACCCAUUGAUGAGAGCGAGUUCUCGUUUAUUUUGAGAGUAUUUAUAGUUCUACAGGAUCAAUUCUUUCAUCUUGCUACAUGCUCAAGCUAAUUUGCACAAGGACCCAAAAGUGGAGGAACUGAGAAAUGAGGUCUAACCUGUGGUCGUUGGAAAAAGAAGGCACCGGAUUCUUUCCCCAUCACUUGGCAUUCAGAUCCUUGCAUGAUAGGCAAUCUUCUUCAGUUAAAUCUGGCUUCUUGCACAAACUUGUACGAAGUUCCGAUCUUUGAUUCUGCCUCUAGAGCAGGGCUUUUGUUGAUCCAAUGCAGUUCCUCCAUAAAAAAAAAAAAAAAACUUGGCUUUGAGAACUGAGAACUGUACAUUUGCUUAGGUUGUGAUAUAUAGAAGAAAAGGGGGUUACAAAUUUUUUUUUGGUCUGAACUGCUGUACAGAAGAUGGAAAGUUGAAUUGGGUCCGAUUGUUGGUGGAAGAGUCUGCAUUUUUGUUACUUGCAGUGAUUUGUAGCCGGCUCAAGUGUAAUUUUUGUAUACUUUCUCUCAACCUAAUUUGUUGCACGUACAUCACCACUUAAAUGGAAUGAAGAUUCUAAUUCUCAGGUCCUGUACUAAAUUGAAUGCCUUCUGGUACUUUACUCGGUUCA